AUCUUAGCACUCAAACGUUGCUGGUUGUCCCUGAAAGUCGGAGCUGGGGUGUCGAACUCGCAGUAUAGAUAUUCCUGAACAUCCGUGAAAGUCUAAAGUUCAUUCACUUGGCACGUCUAUACUUGUGGACAUCGUAGAGAACUUCACUCUAAAGGAGUGGCCACCAUUCAAUAGGUGCACGAGAUGGAGAAGACAACAGGAAACACAUCGGCAAUCUACACUGACGGAAGUGUGGUCGACAUAGCCCGCAAAGUCAUCAGCACGCAGGAAUACGAUGACGCCUUCUUCAUUUGCGAUGUUCGUGAUCUGCUCAGCAAAGUUGAACUGUGGAAGCACGAGCUGCCCAGAGUGACCCCGUUCUAUGCCAUCAAGGCUUGCACAGAUCCUGUUGCACUUAAACUUUUGAAGGACAAGGACGUCAACUUCGAUUGUUCUAAUAGGCGGGAGAUCGCAACCAUGCUCAAUCUUGGAACAACACCUGACCGCAUUCUCUACGCCCAGACAGUGAAAAACUGCUCACACCUGGACUACUCUUUAAAGCAUGGCGUGGACCUUAUGACUUUCGACUCAGCCGAAGAACUGGAUAAAAUUCACCAUAAAGACGCAAGGCUCUUGCUCCGCAUAAUCGGCGAUGAAGAGGGAUGUCACUACACGCUCAACAAGAAAUUCGGAUGCUUGAUCAGCGAUGCUCCAAAACUACUGGAGAAAGCGCGAACCCUCGGCCGCAGAGUGGUUGGCAUUGCAUUUCACGUGGGCUGUGCCUAUACAGACCCGAGCAUCUUUGUGAGAACGAUUGAACAAGCCAGAAAGAUAUUCGACUUGGCAACUGCAAUGGGCUUUGAAAUGAGCGUACUCGACAUAGGCGGUGGUUUUCCUGGAGGUGUACGAAACAAGGAGAAAUUCCUCAAGGUAUGUGCAGCCCUCCGUUCCGCACUGGAUGAUCAGUUCCCACCAUCGAGUGGCGUGAAGAUUUUGGCAGAGCCUGGUCAGUUCUUUGUGACGUCAGCGUACACUCUGCUUCUGAAAGUAGUUGGAAAAAGGAAGAGGAACCUUCUUAUUGACGGAAAAGUACAAGAGUAUCAAGAAGUUUUUCUGAGCGAAAGCAAGAGGAACUGCAUCACCAACUGCAUUUACGAUUUCUUGGAUGUACAGUUCCGGCCCUUGGACCCACCAUACGAUCGUCCGUGCAACCUUCUGAGCACGCUUUGGGGCGCCACCUGCAGCCCGCUUGACUGCAUAGCCGACAGGCAGCUCUUCUUCGACACAAAGCCGGACGAGUGGAUAAUCGUGGACAACAUGGGCGCCUACUCGCUCGUCAACGCUUGCGGCUUCAACGGCUUUGGAUUCCCGCGCGUCCACUACGUGGUCGAUCCAGCGGAUGCCUCUGCAGUUCGCGCUGUCCUGGACAGCCUGCCCGUAGAAGGCGGCUACGGACCAAUGGUUGAGAUUGUCAAGAAACGCCCCAGUGACAAUGCUCUGAAAAAGCAUAGCAUGCUCGAGAAUGGCGUCAUACGCAAUGGGCUGGGAGCGAACGGGUUCAUAGAAAACGGUCUAAUUCAGAAAGGCUUUACCCAGAAUGACUUGGUGCAGAGUGGCCACUGACAACGCUCAGAUUUAGAAGUGAGCAUGAUGGCAAAAUCAGUCCGCAGAUCACGCCACGAUUAUCCUGCGCACUUAUUUUUUGGUUUUACGUGAGUCCUUUGCUCUAAUAUCUACUUACCGUACAUCAAAGUUCUCACGUUUUCGUGUGGUUGUGGUUUGUAAAAUCGUGUAAUGGCGGAUCUGCAAGUAUAGCUGUACCGUUCGAUUGCACAAGAGCGUGCAAAAUCGAGUGCUACCAUCCACUGAUGUCUUUUUGCCUAGAAAGGUGUAUUAUGUUUUGAAGAAAGCUAUUCAAUUCACGAGGAGUUUGAUAUCUGCUCUGGAGAAGUGAACAUACGUUUUCUUUAUACAGGCCGGCUAACCUAAAGCAGUGUUUGACUUUGGUGCGUCACGAAACCAACAUGAAGAAAUUUGAGUGCCCGAAAGUAUGAAAUUAUUGAGAUAAUUUGAGUACUUGAGGCUUUUUCUUCGUUAGCUCGAUGCCGAUGCGAUUCACACAAAAAUAAGAACCCUUCACUGUCGCUGGCUCUUCUUAGGCAAGUUCGGGCAUUCUUGCGAGAUUCGCAGAAUGUAAAGAACAGUAUUGGUGUACAUCUUCACACAAAUAUAAAGUAGACUGAGAGUGAUCAGUUUGAUUAUAUACCACCGGCAAUCGUACAUCAAGCUUCGAUGUGAAAUUUGUAAAAUUGUAAUCGCACAGCUGAAACUAAGAAAAGUUGACACCACGUCAUUGUAAAACUACUUGGUGCAAUAAUAAUUUCGUGCACAUCUUCUACGCCCAUUGAAGCUUCGUCAAAAAUGAAAUGUGCAUCAUUUUAUCAUGCGAAAUGACACAAAUAAAUUGCAAAAAAUGUCGAAAAGUGUCACUUCAGCGUGUAAUUCAUAAAAAAAUGUGGUGACUGCUGAAUAUAUGAGUAGCUUCCGGAGCGACCUAAUACAUAAAUUUUAAAAGUUUACUGCGAAAAAUUGAUAAAUAAUAAUGUAGCAUUUCAUAUAAACACAUUAAAUCUAUUCACAAUAAAUGACUUGUCUUUUAGAGCAACUUCCGAAAUGACGAAACACUUUUUGUCUCUUGUAUCUGUCGAGAGCUGCGCCACAACUGCACGCCAGUACGCGCGUACAAAGUGAAAACAGUUUAUUUUGACUUUAAAUAAAAGGGGAUUUUCCAAAAACAAAAGCUGCUAGCCGACAGGUUGCUCCAUGAAAAUAAAGCUAAAAAACUUGCUGUUUUUUUCUUGUUUUGUGCCUUCAUUGCACUUUCUGUUGAUCAGUAUCAUUAUGUAGAUGUGAGAACAGACCACAGCUUCCAUAGAAGUAACUGGCAAAAUGGAAUAAAAUAUUGCUGAAAGCACUGCUUCU
Rhipicephalus microplus (southern cattle tick) is the source of this 2961-nucleotide messenger RNA. Its product is annotated as ornithine decarboxylase. Lineage: Eukaryota; Metazoa; Arthropoda; Arachnida; Ixodida; Ixodidae. The record is from RefSeq and is a predicted model, not a curated record. Gene Ontology annotation, cellular component: cytoplasm. Gene Ontology annotation, molecular function: ornithine decarboxylase activity.